This is a messenger RNA of Acanthisitta chloris (rifleman), 609 nucleotides long. RefSeq names its product dual specificity phosphatase 3 (gene DUSP3). Gene Ontology annotation, cellular component: cytoplasm. The transcript is spliced from 4 exons. The record is from RefSeq and is a predicted model, not a curated record. NCBI's taxonomy places the organism in Eukaryota, Metazoa, Chordata, Aves, Passeriformes, Acanthisittidae. Gene Ontology annotation, molecular function: protein tyrosine/serine/threonine phosphatase activity; MAP kinase phosphatase activity. Gene Ontology annotation, biological process: negative regulation of MAPK cascade; protein dephosphorylation.
AUGAAGGAAUUCUUUGGCCUUAAUGUGCCAGAAAUGCAGGAUGGGAGAGAUCCAAGGACUGUUUGGAAAGGGAGAAACAAAUGGCAUACAAAUGCUCUCUCUUUCACCUCUAGCUGUGUAAGGAAAUCAUCUGUAAACUGCAAAAAAUCAUUUUCUUGACACUUUUUGUCAUACAGGUUCAUAGCCAAGAACAUUAUGAGGCUGCAGCGUCUGGGGAUAACCCAUGUUCUGAAUGCAGCAGAGGGGAAAUCAUUCAUGCAUGUGAACACUAAUGCAGAGUUCUAUGAAGGCACAGGCAUCAGAUACCAUGGCAUUAAAGCUAAUGAUACACAGGAAUUUAACCUCAGUCGCUAUUUUGAGGAGGCAGCUGAUUUUAUUGAGAAAGCACUUUCCCAGAAGGAUGGACAAGUGUUCGUGCACUGUCGUGAGGGCUACAGCCGCUCUCCCACACUGGUCAUCGCCUACCUCAUGCUUCGCCAGAAUAUGGAUGUCAAGUCUGCGUUGAGCACAGUGCGACAGAAGCGAGAGAUUGGCCCCAAUGAUGGCUUUCUAAGGCAACUUUGCCAGCUCAAUGAGCAGUUAGUGAAGGAGGGCAAACUGAAGCCCUAG